Messenger RNA from Morone saxatilis (striped sea-bass), 2797 nucleotides. RefSeq names its product protein interacting with cyclin A1 (gene proca1). The transcript has 4 exons. Bases 49 to 2571 code for a protein of 840 amino acids. The record is from RefSeq and is a predicted model, not a curated record. Gene Ontology annotation, molecular function: A2-type glycerophospholipase activity. Gene Ontology annotation, biological process: arachidonate secretion; phospholipid metabolic process. NCBI's taxonomy places the organism in Eukaryota, Metazoa, Chordata, Actinopteri, Moronidae.
GGAGCUGUCUCCGUUACGCGUGGUGCUGAAAGGGCCACUCACCGCAUCAUGUGGUCGGUCUUCUUUGUCUUUCUGUCUUAUCUGGACAGAAACUUCGUCAAGGGCGACUUCCUGAGCCUCGCUCUGGACGCAGAGAAGGAGAGCAAAGAAAUGUUCUCCAUGCUCAAUGGCACGUUUUGCGCAAAAAUGUCAACCGUCGGGGAGAAUUUCCUCUACCAGGUGUCAGACGGUGCCGAGGUGGUGCGCUCCGUCGUCAGCCCCGCCGGGAAGCUCGUUAACUGCUCUGUCAUCGUGAACCAGAUGCAGGUGAAAUCCUUCAUGCAUGAGUGCAGGUUGGGACUGAAAGAGCAGAGAGCCGGGCGGCAACUGGAGACGCGUUUUGCGCGCAUGUAUGAAGCAAAGCUGAUGUGCCGGGAGUUUAAAGAGAAGUUGGUUCGCAGCGGCAGGGUGAAAGGGGACGAAAGUGAUGACUCUGCGCUCCAGGACAAGGUUGUAAAAAGAUCAAAGAGAGGUUUUACCUAUCCUGGGACCCUGUGGUGCGGAGCUGGAAACAUGGCUGAUAAUUAUAACCAGCUAGGAGAAUUUGCGGAUACCGACAGCUGCUGCCGGACCCAUGACCACUGCCCUCAUGUCAUCCACGCCUUCUCCUCAAAUUAUGGCCACACAAACUUCAAGUGGCACUCCAUCUGCCACUGUGACUGUGAUAAUACGUUGAAAGAUUGUCUGAGGAAAGUGAACGACACAUCUUCCAGGGUGGUUGGUCAGGCGUUCUUCAAUGUCAUCGGUGUGCCUUGUUUUGAACUUGUCUAUGAAGAACAGUGUGCAGAGCGGCACUGGUACGGCAUGUGUAAACGAUAUGAGAAGCUUCCCAUUGCUGUGCUGAAGGAGGCGGUCCCGUAUGACUUUGGUGGUAUUGACGUCAUCGAUGAGCUGACAUUGGCUCCUCCCAAGAGGACGGAUUCCAAGGAAAGCGAGGAGGAAGAGAAACCGGAGAGUGCAACACAGUCUACAAUGUCAGGCCUUGAAGAGCCUUCUCUCAGAAAUGUUGUCACCGCUGCUGAGGACUUCAUCAAGGUCCUCGCAACUGUCUCCACCUCCCAAAGCUCCACCACCGACUCUGACAAAGGCGAGACACAAAGCUCAGAGAAGAAGAGGAGGAAGAACACAGGAAAGAAGAAGAAAACCACCAAAAAACAAAAAGGAAAAGGAAAGGGGAGAAAGAGAAAGCAGAAAGCAGAGACAGUCGUUAAAUUAGAGGAGGGAGCAGCAGUUUCGACCUCUGGCAGCAAAGCAGAAGACGUCAAGGCUUUAAGUAACUUCAUAAGUCACUCACACAAACAGGACCAGCCAAGUAGAAACACAAAUAGAGUCGGUGACACUGAACAUGAGAUCGGAGGAAAAGAAGAGCCCUCGAAUGAAGUCAUGAAAGAUGAACCAGCGAUGGAUAAGGAGUCUGUUUCCAUUACAUCGCCUACAACUGUCCAGAAGAAACCAGCAGAAGAAAGCGCUCUUUCUACCCAAACAAGCACAACAACUGUUGUUCCACACAAAGCAAAAACCAGAAGAAAGGGGAGGAGAAAGAAGAACAAGAAAAUUCCUCUUUCUUCUUCUGAGGAGCUUGUAACAAACACAACAGACAACAUUAGAGCCAUUUCUGUCACUGCCAUCAUUACCAUAAGCCCAGCAGCACAGCCUGAGCAACAAAGCUUUGGGAGCAACGUUGAAAAGCGACCUGUCGUCAGCACUGCCACGACCCCCAUUGUAAUCCCCAAAGUCAAAAGGAACAGGUCAAAGGAGAGAGGAGACAGAGAAGGGAGGAAAAAAAAGAGGAAAGACGGCUCAGCUUCUCCUAUUGUGGCCACUACCCAUGAAAAUUCCUCUGCGGACAAUCUGAAAGUGAUCCCUCUUGCUGGGUCUCCCACCGUACGAUCGGUGGCUGCUGCAGAACGGCAGGUUUCACACAGGCUGGACAUUAGUGAAGGGAAGGCGACCGUCCAAGUUACAGCACUGAACUCCUCCUUUAGUGUUCUGAAAAGGCAAAAGUCACAAGUGAGAGGACUGAGAAGCAGAAGGAGGAAAACAGUUUCGCCUCUUUCAAGUGAAAACCCAGCUUUUGAAAAUGUGCUUCCCGUUCUUCCGAUUCCAGAGAUGAGUGAUGCACUGAACAGCCCCGCAACCACUGCUGCAAUUAUCAGCCCUACUGACAAAACAGGAACUCACAGUGAAUGGAGGCUUUUUACUACCAUCACAACAGCCCCUUCUAUCGUUACAAAGAGACACAGGCAGACAAUCAGACAGCAGAGAAAACCAAUAAAGAAAACUGUACCCGCUGCUCUCACUGCUGGAGCUUCUAUCCCUAAACAAACUGAACAAACACCAGUGGCAUUUACAACCACGCCAUCCAAAGAUGCCACUACUGAAGAGCUCAGUCGACAGAGAUCUGAUAAGCCCCGCAUGACUACCUCAGCUACUCCCGUCAUGAGUCCAAUUCAGUUAUCUAUUGAGAAAGCAAAAGCACAAUUUAGCAGGAAGAAGAGGAGGAAAGCAGCACUGUCUGUUAGACAACAAUGAGCCGUGUGGUGCAAGGAUAGCAGGAUAGGCUAAAAAAGAAAAGGCAACUUAGGUGGCUAGGCUAGUUCUUGUCAAUCAUAUAAACCUGCUUCAGAAUGAGUUAAAUACUACAUCAUAAUAUUUAUAUUAUGAGCUUUUCAGUUUCAGCGUUUAAAUCACAACAAUUGACAUAAAUCAUUUGAUUGUAAUGUGAGAAUCAUGUUUUGUAAUACUGCAUUCUGCAUGU